Cucurbitaria berberidis CBS 394.84 is the source of this 870-nucleotide messenger RNA. RefSeq lists its product as uncharacterized. The record is from RefSeq and is a predicted model, not a curated record. The transcript has a single exon. NCBI's taxonomy places the organism in Eukaryota, Fungi, Ascomycota, Dothideomycetes, Pleosporales, Cucurbitariaceae. Bases 1 to 870 code for a protein of 289 amino acids.
AUGUAUAUUAUUCCCUCCCCAGCGCUGAACAACAUCUCCUUACUCUUCACCAAACCUGACUCACCUCAUCAACUAGAAAGCCUCAAAACUACAUCAACCUACAAGCCUACUCCGUCCAAAACCCGCAUCAACCUGUACCUCCUACCAAUGGCACGCAAUCUUCGCUCGAAUGCUGUAGGCAAGGCCAAGCUAGGUACUAAGCAAAAGCGUGAUAGUGCUCGAAAUGGAAACCUUGUUAGAGAGCAAGACGAACAAAAGGCCAUCGCAGAGGCCAUCUCCCGUUCGCUAGCUGACGCCGCUUCCACCGCCUCCACCGCUUACCCACGUACGCUGACAAGUGAAGAGCAAUAUGACUCCGACUUGGCCAAGGGCAAAUACAAGUCGCUGACGGCCAAAGAUGAGCCCGCUGUCAAGUCCUCCUCAAACAAUAGGAUCAGCUCCUACUUUGGCUUUGAGGCCACUAUUCCCUCCAGCUCAACCAAGCCUCAUGCCCCGCUUUAUCAUAUCCUUGAAGAGCUGGAUGAAGUCGCCACGGCUUUGGAGAAGAGUGCUCGUGAGCUGCGCGAAGUAGAUCCGGCCGAGGUGGCCAACUGUGUUAGAGACUGGGGGAGCAAAGUCUUUGAAAUCAACUAUGCGCUUGAGGUAUGCGAAACCCAGCGAAUCAAAGAUAUCCAGAGGCAUCUGGAUCUUGAUCAAGAAACAGAAGAGAAGCACCAGAGGGAUCUGGAGCAUCUGAACAAGGCCUGGGAAGCCAAAAUGAUGGCGAAGGAGGAAGAGAUGGCGAAGAAGAUGGAGGAAUUGCGCCGAAUGUACGAGACUCGGCUCGCAGGGCAUACUAUCGAAAUGCCUUCUUCACCUGAGUCAGGCUAG